AUGUGUUACUAUGGCAGCUACUAUGGAAGCCUGGGCUAUGGCUAUGGAGGCCUAGGCUAUGGCUAUGGCUGUGGCUAUGGCUGUGGCUAUGGCUGUGGCUGUGGCUAUGGUGGCUAUGGUGGCUAUGGAUAUGGCUGCUGCCGCCCACUUUGCUGUAGAAGAUACUGGUCCUGUGGCUUCUACUGA
Mus musculus (house mouse) is the source of this 186-nucleotide messenger RNA. Its product is annotated as predicted gene, 34396. NCBI's taxonomy places the organism in Eukaryota, Metazoa, Chordata, Mammalia, Rodentia, Muridae. The transcript has a single exon. The coding region runs from base 1 to 186 and encodes 61 amino acids. The record is from RefSeq and is a predicted model, not a curated record.